CCUUUCACGUGGUAAUUCGGCUUUAACUUUCGGUGAGGGCAAAACAUUGCUUGGGUUCACGUGAAAGUUGACGUCCUUUGACAUCCUAACAAUUGUACAUUGUGAAACAUAAUAUCAUUGAAUUUAAUUGGAAUACGUUAGGUUAAGCUUUUUUGUUGCGCUGUUGGCUGUCAAAACCGUGCAGGUGGUCGCAAAAAAGUAACUUUUCACCGUACGUUGCAGGUGUGCAGGAGUCAUGGCGGAGGCCGGUGCUCAUCUGACCUCUGGCGCUGCGCGUGAGGGGCCAUCCAUCUUUGAGAUUUUAGCUCAGGAGUCUUUGAUGGAGGCGGUAAAACCAGCGCUGAGACACGCCGUCAAGGUUCUGGCAGAGUCCAGGCCGUCCUGCUUUGGUGUCCUGUGGCGGCGCUUUGACGAGUUCUACCUCCUGCUGGACGUCCUCCUGCAGCAACACUUCCUCACCCACUGCAGCGCCUCCUUCUCCGAGAACUUCUACGGUCUGAAAAGGGUGUCAGGGGGGCGGGGCCUGCACAGGAAUGCCCGCCGGCGCUCGCUUCUUCUCUUGUGCCUCGUGCCGUACUUGCGGGCCAAGCUGGAGGCCACCUUUGCCCGUCAAAGGGAAGAGGAGGACUUCUCCAUACGGCUGGCGCAGAGCAGGAGUCAGAGGCUGUACCGGGCGGCCGUGGCGGCCUACCCGUACGUCAGCUCAGCCUGGCGGGCCUGGAUCUUCUGUCAGGAGCUGCUCUUUGUUUUCGGCGCCGUCCGCACCCACAGUCCACUGCUGUGGCUGGCGAGGGUCCGACUUGCUCGACUCACCCGACGAGAUAUCGCGGACAUGGAGCUGAAUGCAAGCAAAAGGGUCUUCCCGGCCGGAGACAGUGCGCUCCAGAGAAUGUGGCACCUGAUGUCAGAAGCGGCGAGGGGGGCGGCCGUCGCCCUGUCCACGUCCCUCUCCCUGGGAGUCUUCUUUUUGCAGUUCCUGGAGUGGUGGUAUACAUCCGACAACCAGGCCGCCGUAAAGAACCUCACGUCCCUCCCUAUCCCCCCGCCUCCCCUCCACCUGCACACAGCCGAGCCCGCGGAGGAAGGUUGGCCCGACGCAGCGGCCGACAGGACGCGCUGUCCCCUCUGCCGGAGGCUUCGGGUGAACGCCACGGUGCUGUCCACGUCGGGCUUCGUCUUCUGUUACCGCUGCAUCUACACGUACGUGAAAGCCAACCGCCACUGUCCGCUCACCGGCUACCCGACGGAACUCCAGCACCUCAUCAAGAUCUACUCGCCAGACACUUGAAAGCGACUUCAGCUGAUUUUGAAGCUCCAGUGCAGACUGCAGCCAAAGUAGCCUUCGCCGUCACUGCCAAUGAAAUGACUUUCGUCCAGUGACAGGAUUCAACAUCAUGAAAGUGUGAAAUUGAGAUUGUAAAAAUGCUUCGAAUAUUUUGAAGGAAAUAUGACAUGAAAUUAACAUUUCCAAACAAUCACUUUUGAAUGACUUGGAUGGGUUACCACAGAAACAUGAGACACCGCCGUGCUGUGGACUGUACUUUUCCAACUAAUCAUUUAACUUUGUAUCAAAUGUUAAUUGUUGUGGAUCUACUUGAU
Syngnathoides biaculeatus (alligator pipefish) is the source of this 1599-nucleotide messenger RNA. RefSeq names its product peroxisomal biogenesis factor 12 (gene pex12). The transcript has 4 exons. The record is from RefSeq and is a predicted model, not a curated record. The coding region runs from base 236 to 1288 and encodes 350 amino acids. Gene Ontology annotation, molecular function: protein binding; zinc ion binding; ubiquitin-protein transferase activity. Lineage: Eukaryota; Metazoa; Chordata; Actinopteri; Syngnathiformes; Syngnathidae. Gene Ontology annotation, cellular component: peroxisomal membrane; peroxisomal importomer complex. Gene Ontology annotation, biological process: protein monoubiquitination; protein import into peroxisome matrix.